AUGAAGCUCAACAUCGCCAACCCCGCUACUGGGGCCCAGAAGCUCGUCGACAUUGAGGACGAGCGCAAGGUCCGCAUCUUCUACGACAAGCAGAUGUCGCAGGAGGUUGCCGUUGACUCGCUUGGUGACGAGUGGAAGGGCUACGUCUUCCGCAUCACUGGCGGCAACGACAAGCAGGGUUUCCCCAUGAAGCAGGGUGUCCUCCUUAACCACCGCACCCGCCUCCUCCUCUCGGACGGCCACUCGUGCUACCGUCCCCGCCGCACCGGCGAGCGCAAGCGCAAGUCGGUUCGUGGCUGCAUCGUCGGCUCGGACAUCCAGGUCCUCUCGCUUGUCAUUGUCAAGCAGGGUGAGCAGGACAUCCCCGGCCUCACCGACGUUGUCCUCCCCAAGCGUCUUGCCCCCAAGCGUGCGUCCAAGAUCCGCCGCUUCUUCAACCUCUCCAAGGAGGACGACGUGCGCCAGUACGUUGUUCGCCGUGAGGUCACCACCAAGGCCGGCAAGACCUACACCAAGGCGCCCAAGAUCCAGCGCCUCGUCACCCCCCAGCGUCUCCAGCGCAAGCGUCACCUCCGCUCGCUCAAGAAGCGCCGCUCCGAGGCCCAGAAGGAGCAGAAGGCCGAGUACAACGUCGCCGUCGCCAAGUACGUCGCCGACAAGAAGGCGCACCACCAGGCCGUCAAGGCCGCCCACAAGGCCGCCAAGACUGCCUAA
This is a messenger RNA of Cutaneotrichosporon cavernicola, 714 nucleotides long. RefSeq lists its product as uncharacterized. Bases 1 to 714 code for a protein of 237 amino acids. The transcript is spliced from 4 exons. Gene Ontology annotation, biological process: translation. The record is from RefSeq and is a predicted model, not a curated record. Gene Ontology annotation, molecular function: structural constituent of ribosome. NCBI's taxonomy places the organism in Eukaryota, Fungi, Basidiomycota, Tremellomycetes, Trichosporonales, Trichosporonaceae. Gene Ontology annotation, cellular component: ribosome.